Molecule: messenger RNA, 3800 nt
Organism: Syngnathus acus (greater pipefish)
Lineage: Eukaryota; Metazoa; Chordata; Actinopteri; Syngnathiformes; Syngnathidae
Gene: gphnb
Product: gephyrin b
Exons: 25
Coding region: 140-2539 (799 amino acids)
Biological process (GO): gamma-aminobutyric acid receptor clustering; Mo-molybdopterin cofactor biosynthetic process; molybdenum incorporation into molybdenum-molybdopterin complex
Cellular component (GO): postsynaptic membrane; dendrite; postsynaptic specialization
Molecular function (GO): molybdopterin molybdotransferase activity
Source: RefSeq, a predicted model, not a curated record
CUCCUCCCUUCUCUUUCUCUUCUCCCUCCAUCCCUGCUUCAUCCUCCUCCUCCUCUGCCUCCCUCUCCCCAGCAAGUUCGAUGCGAUCGGCUCUGGGCCCUGCCGUGAGUUGUCGGUGCGGGCGACAGCGCUGCUGAACAUGGCGUCGGACGGGAUGCUUUUAACGAACCACGACCAUCAAAUUCGGGUCGGAGUCUUGACAGUGAGUGACAGCUGCUACCGAAACCUGGCAGAGGACCGUAGUGGCGUCAACCUGAAAGAUCUCGUCCAUGAUCCAUCCUUGUUGGGUGGUAUGAUUGUGGCAUACAAAAUAGUGCCGGAUGAAAUAGAUGAAAUCAAGGAGACUUUGGUGGACUGGUGCGAUGAAAAGGAGCUUAACCUCAUUUUAACCACCGGAGGUACCGGCUUUGCUCCGAGAGACGUCACACCGGAGGCCACUAAGGAGGUGAUCGAGCGUGAGGCUCCGGGGAUGUCGCUGGCGAUGUUGAUGGGCUCUCUCAACGUCACACCGCUCGGCAUGCUCUCCAGACCUGUGUGCGGAAUCCGAGGGAAGACACUCAUUAUAAACUUACCAGGAAGCAAGAAAGGCUCCCAGGAAUGCUUCCAGUUCAUCCUGCCAGCGCUGCCACACGCCAUCGACCUCUUGCGUGACGCCGUGGUGAAGGUUAAGGAGGCGGCGGACGAGCUGGAGGACUUGCCCUCGCCGCCGCCGCCUCUCUCGCCGCCGCCCAACAGUUCGCCACGGCGUCAGACGGAGGACAAGGGCGUGCAGUGCGAGGAUGAUGAUGAAGAGAAGAAAGACAGCGGCGUGGCGUCCACCGAGGACAGCUCCUCCUCCCACAUCACCGCAGCAUCCAUCGCCGCCAAGAUCCCAGACUCCAUCAUCUCACGGGGCGUGCAGGUGUUGCCCAGAGACACGGCCUCCCUCAGCACCACGCCCUCGGAGUCGCCCCGCGCCCAGGCCACGUCACGCCUCUCGACCGCUUCCUGUCCCACACCCAAAGCGCGGCUCCCCUCCUGUUCAUCCACCCUAAGCAUUGCUGAGGCCUCACGGAGAGAAUUCAGGGCUCACCUGGAUGAGGUCAUCACGCUCAAGUCAAGGUACUCUACCUUGGACCAGCUCCAGUGUAGGUUGGAGGGGCUUAAAGAUGAUCGCAGGAGGACCUUCAGCUCUCGAGUGCAGUCGCGAUGCAGCAGCAAAGAGAAUAUCCUAAGAUCAAGUCACAGUGCUGUAGACAUUACCAAGGUGGCCCGGAGACAUCGCAUGUCCCCUUUCCCCCUCACUUCCAUGGACAAGGCCUUCAUCACUGUGCUGGAGAUGACCGCCGUCCUGGGCACUGAGAUCAUCAAUUACAGAGACGGGAUGGGUCGAGUCCUAGCUCAGGACGUUUAUGCCAAAGACAACCUGCCACCCUUCCCUGCCUCUGUCAAGGAUGGCUAUGCUGUGAGAGCCGCCGACGGCCCGGGCGACCGCUUCAUCAUCGGGGAGUCCCAAGCAGGCGAGCAGCCCACCCACACCGUGAUGCCUGGCCAGGUGAUGAGGGUGACAACCGGCGCUCCCAUCCCCUGCGGGGCCGACGCCGUCGUUCAGGUGGAAGACACCGAGCUCCUCCGCGAGUCCGAAGAUUUUGUCUUUCAGGGCACAGAGGAGCUGGAAGUACGAAUUCUGGUCCAGGCUCGGCCAGGCCAGGACAUCAGGCCUAUCGGUCAUGACAUCAAGCGUGGCGAGUGUGUGCUGGCCAAGGGCACCCACAUGGGCCCCUCUGAGAUCGGCCUCCUGGCCACCGUGGGAGUCACAGAGGUGGAGGUUCAGAAGUUCCCUGUGGUGGCCGUCAUGUCCACAGGAAACGAGCUACUGAACCCAGAGGAUGACCUCCAUCCUGGGAAGAUCAGGGAUAGCAAUCGCUCCACCCUGCUGGCCACCAUCCAGGAACAUGGCUACCCAACCAUCAAUCUGGGCAUUGUGGGAGACAACCCCGAUGACCUUCUCAAUGCUCUGAAUGAAGGCAUCAGCCGUGCUGAUGUCAUCAUCACCUCAGGCGGAGUAUCCAUGGGAGAGAAGGACUACCUUAAGCAGGUGCUGGAUAUAGAUCUUCAUGCUCAGAUCCAUUUUGGUCGGGUCUUCAUGAAACCAGGGCUCCCAACCACAUUUGCCACGUUGGAUAUCGACGGUGCUCGCAAACUCAUCUUUGCCCUCCCAGGUAGAAACCCCGUAUCCGCUGUCGUCACCUGUAAUCUUUUUGUCAUCCCUGCCUUGAGGAAGAUGCAGGGUAUUUUGGACCCAAGGCCGACUAUCAUCAAAGCGAGGUUAUCUUGUGAUGUGAAAUUGGAUCCUCGCCCCGAAUACCACCGCUGCAUCCUGACGUGGCAUCACCAGGAGCCUUUGCCGUGGGCACAGAGCACAGGGAACCAGGUAAGCAGCAGACUGAUGAGCAUGCGCAGUGCCAACGGGCUCCUGAUGCUACCUCCCAAAACCGAGCAAUACGUGGAGCUGCACAAAGGCGAAGUGGUGGACGUCAUGGUCAUCGGCCGGCUAUGAUGUCGUGGCGGCGGGGGGGGGGGCCGGGGGACGGAGGCCGGCCGUCGUUUCUUGCGACGGGCGGUUUCGCGGUGCAUGUCCACAUAUCAUCGACUGACUAUUCUGUAAUAUGCAACGGCACAGCUAGUUUUUGUUGAUUUGGAGAACAUUGAGGUAUAGUCGACAUCUCGAUCACAGCCUAGAUAUUACUGUAUAAGAAAACAUUGAUUUCAAAAAGAUUAUAGUAUUUCAAAGGAAGAAAAUAUAACUUUUAAUGGAGAAAAAAAAAUCUAAUUAUAAAAAGAGAUUUAUUCUGUAAUAUAUUAUGAUUAUUCUUCUUAUUAUUAUGAUUAUUCUUCUUACCAUUAUUAUAUUAAGGCAACUUUGUUCUUUUCAUUGCAAUUGCUUUGUGUGUUCAACGCUAGACCUUAUCUAUAGCAGUAGCAUUUUAAUAGACAGCUGUAGGUGCCUGCCAGGACAGAAAAAAAAAAACAAUUUUAUCAUCUUUAGUGGGAAGAUACCCUGUUUAUUUUUCUUUUUUUUUUUGUUGGGGUGAAGAAAAAUACUGAGGAAGACUCCAGAUUUCCCAUGGUGCUGCAGUUAGGAGGAAAAGGGGUGGGGGGGCCACAUAAAGAUCUUUUUCUCUUUUGAGCGCCCAUCAAGGUAACACUUUUUCUCUCGUUAGUAUGCAUCAUAUUGGCUUCACAAAGAGCUUUGCUUGUCGUUUAUCUUGUGAGUCUUGUUUAUGUGCGCGGUGCCAAAUGCCUGGGCGGGGGAACCAAAGGGGGGCAUGGGGGGCGCAGGGCACGGGAGCUUCCUUAAUUUUGCGGUGACCAGGUGAAAUAUUUGCUCCCACCCUGCCCACCACCCCUCCCUCCCACAAAUCCCCUCCUGGGGAUCAGCUUAGGGGGGGGGCGGGGGAAAUAUAUUUUAUUUGAGCAACUAUUUAAGAAAAAAAAACAAGCAGGAGAAGAAGCAGCUUCUUUAAUUGCUGACGGCCUUUUUAACCGACUUCACAAAAUUGUACAGAUUAAAGAAAAUAAAUUGAACCAUAUUGUACAGAUAGAUAUGUGACCAGCACUCCUAAGGAAGUUAUUAUUAUUAUUAAUUAUUAUUAUUGUUAAGCAAUGAGGAGACAUUGAACAACGCUGUACUAUAAACAUUUUCUGUAAUGAUGCUGAAACUGAUGAAAGAGACUACGAUAAUAAAAAUCCUUGAUGAUUAUGUAAAAAAAAAUGUUAUUGUUGAGUUUCCUUUUUUUAAUAAAUGAUAUCAAAACAAC